UUUACAAUUUGUUCUUAAAAUUAAAAAUAUAAAUGAAACUAUUGCUUUCAAUUUAUCUCCAAAUUUCAGAAAGAAAGAGAUUAAAGAAGGGACAGAUGUCAUGAACGAAAACGAAACAGUUAAUGAGGAUGAAGAUGAACAAGGAAAAAAGAAACGUCGUAAACGACGAAUUUUAUUCACAAAAGCUCAAACUUUUGAACUUGAACGAAGAUUUCGUACGCAAAGGUAUCUUUCGGCGCUAGAACGUGAACAGUUGGCUAUGCAAAUUAGACUGACACCUACGCAAGUGAAAAUUUGGUUUCAAAAUCACAGGUACAAAACGAAAAAAACUUAUGAGGACAAAGGGAUGAAUGGUACUUUGAUUUCUGGUCAUAUGCCCAUGGCACCCUCUGCUACUAAUUUUGCACAUUCGAAACGGAUUCCAGUCCAAAUGUUGGUUCAAGAUGGAAAACCUUGUCCUGCAGAUUUUGUUACCAACACUUGUUCCACACCAAGUGCUCUUUCUGCAAGUUUUGCACCAAAUGCAAAUUAUUUUGCACCUGCGAAUUCCAUUUUACCCGCUACUUCACAUUAUUACAUGCCAAAUGGAUGGGCAUGGUAG
Thelazia callipaeda (thelaziosis nematode) is the source of this 601-nucleotide messenger RNA. NCBI's taxonomy places the organism in Eukaryota, Metazoa, Nematoda, Chromadorea, Rhabditida, Thelaziidae. The record is from the annotation of a GenBank genome assembly.